UUUUAUAUGUAUUUUGAAUCGAUUUUAAUAAUAAACUUGAUACUAAUUUGGAUAAUUUCGGCAAAAUGUAUAUAUUUAAGCUCGGAAUCCUCAUUCGCAUAUUCCAACCCUAGACCAUACCUUAGGAAAAUCAAAGUAACGAAUCGCAUUAGUAGAGAUGAGAAAAAAAGACGUUCCGAGUUUUCUAAACAGCUCCACAGGGAACUUCGUAUGAGAUACUGGCAAAGAUUGAGCCCGAGUGUCAACGAUGCUCUUGUUUUCAACAACCCUGGCUCUGAAAUCUAUGACAUUGAUCCUAAAAGUUCUUAGGGGAUUUAUUGUUCAGGAAGUCAUUCCCAGGAUGGUGGAGAUUACAGAAUCCCUCAAACCCUUAACUCUUAAGAAACAGUCAUCAGAGAACUUUGAUAGAAAUGCCGGCUUGAAAUUUUUAACUAACAUCGCAGGAGUCACUAGUGUGUUUAACAAAGAGUUUGAAACCAGGCCUGAAUUCAGACCACUUAACGAAAUGGGUCCUUCAGAGCUUUUACCUAGACUUGAAACUGAUAUCGCAUAUAUCUCGUCACUAUUAAGCGUUGAUCCGCCUCCCUUAUCCGUUCCUUGUCAAGAAUAUAUUGAAUUUCUGAUAUCUUUACCUGACACUAGUCCAUAUCGGUUUCUAUCUCAUUGUUAUGUUUUUUUCAAGGACUGGUCUGUUUCCAAGACUACUCUACUUACUAACUUCAGAGCUCACCUUCGACUUGUAAAUAAGAUGAAAUCUGCUUUUUACGACCCUGACUGCCAAAAUUUAGAGUACGUUUUGAAUAUGCUCGCUUCUGGUUGGACUCGUUCUCAGAAGGAUGAAUUCCUAAAUGAGAUGCCUGUGGCUUACAAGGCUUUAUCUGACUCACUUCUAGUUCCAUUUCUCUAACACCCUAAUGUAUUACUUUAUAAAGUGUACCAGUACGUUAACAGUACUACUUCUUAAGUAGGAAAUUAAGCG
Molecule: messenger RNA, 979 nt
Organism: Theileria parva strain Muguga
Lineage: Eukaryota; Apicomplexa; Aconoidasida; Piroplasmida; Theileriidae
Exons: 6
Coding region: 248-907 (219 amino acids)
Source: RefSeq, a predicted model, not a curated record